GGGCCUGGAAUUGGGCUUGGGGCGGGUUACACCGCCAAAGCCGUCUCCUCCAGCAGGCAGGCGAGGGCUCUCCUCCACCCUGAGCUCGCGUUUCCUGAGGCUCCGGGCAGUGCUCUGCGCUGGCCUGCUGGCCUGCUGCCCUGCUGGUGGGCGACCAGAGGUGGGCAUCACGGGAAGAGCCCUCCACGAAGGGGCGGCCUCUGAGGAUCAGGCCAGCAGCUGCAGGUGGGUUGUGCACGCUGGUGAGCUGUGAGGGGAGCCGUAAGGAAUCUGGACUCACCAGACCUGGGGAUGGCUGGAAACUGCUCCUGGGAGGCCCAUCCCACCAACAGGAACAAGAUGUGUCCGGGAGUGAGCGAGGCCCCGGAGCUCUACAGCCGCGGCUUCCUGACCAUCGAGCAGAUCACCAUGCUGCCGCCGCCAGCCGUCAUGAACUACAUCUUCCUGCUUCUCUGUCUGUGCGGCCUGGUGGGCAACGGGCUGGUCCUCUGGUUUUUCGGCUUCUCCAUCAAGAGGAGCCCCUUCUCCACCUACUUUCUGCACUUGGCCGGCGCGGACGUCGGCUACCUCUUUAGCAAGGCCGUGUUCUCCAUCCUGAACACGGGGGGCUUCCUGGGCUCGUUUGCCGACUACGUCCGCGCGGUGUCCCGGAUCCUGGGGCUCUGCAUGUUCGUCACCAGCGUGAGCCUCCUGCCAGCCAUCAGCUCAGAGCGCUGCCUGUCGGUCGUCUUUCCCUCUUGGUUCUGGCGCCGUCGGCCCAAGCGCCUGUCGGCCGUGGUGUGCUCCGUGCUCUGGACCCUGUCGCUGCUGGUCACCAGCAUACACAACUACUUCUGCAUGUUCCUGGGCCGCCAGGCGCCCGGGACGGGCUGCAGGCACAUGGACGCCUUCCUGGGCAUCCUGUUCUUCCUGGUCUUCUGUCCGCUCAUGGUGCUGCCCUGCCUGGCGCUCAUCCUGCACGUGGAAUGCCGGGCCCGGCGGCGCCAGCGCUCGGCCAAGCUCAACCACGUCAUCCUGGCCAUGGUCUCGGUUUUCCUCGUGUCCUCCAUCUACUUGGGGAUCGACUGGUUCCUCUUCUGGGUCUUCCAGAUCCCGGCCCCCUUCCCCGAGUACGUCAUCGACCUGUGUAUCUGCAUCAACAGCAGCGCCAAGCCUGUCGUCUACUUCCUGGCCGGCAGGGACAAGUCACAGCGGCUGUGGGAGCCCCUCAGGGUGGUCUUCCAGCGGGCCCUGCGAGACGGGGCCGAGCCGGGGGAGGCGGGAGGCAGCACACCCAACACGGUCACCAUGGAGAUGCAGUGCUCCUCGGGGAAUGCCUCGUGAGAGGCCAGCACCUGGAGGGGAGGCGGGGGCCGGCGGGAGUGGCCUCCAGAGACCCUUCGCGGAGGGACAGGAUCUGGGCAGCAGCCCUGGGGCCCGAGCGCAAGGAGAAAACUCUGCUCCCCGCCCGCGUGCCGCCGUCUGCCGCGGCCGAGGCUCUGGGCGUGGCCGGCAGACAGAAGAGCCGCUUCCAAACAGACCCCGUGGCCUCACCAGGCCCCCCCCAGCUAUCCUCCUUCCAUGACCCCCUGUGCAGAAGUUGCCCCCGGGCGGCGGGCCGGGUGUGGGGCUCCUCUCCGCCCCAGGAUGGCCAGGAAAGGAGAGGAGGGGUCACGCAGCCCAUCCACCUCCUGCCCCAUCAGCCAGCCCAUCGCCCGUCGGGCCAGCAGCUUUGUCCUGCUGUUGGGACACCUGCUCUCUCCUUUCUGCCCCGUCAGGGCAACACUGUGAGCAGACCUCCAGGAAAGGGUGCCACCUGGGAGACGCUUCUCCUUAACCCGCCUGGGGGCCCAGUCUUUCUGCACAUGACGUCCCCCUUGGUGGCCGAAAUGGGGGAGCCUCUGGCACGGCGAGAGCCUGGACGCAGGAAAGGCCGCGUCGGCUGGCUUGAGUGGCUCACUCUCGUCUCUGACUCCACGCCAGCCGCCCGGUCUGAGGGGCUCCGGAAGGCCGUCCAGGCAGUCUCUGGGCCGUAGCCCCACCCAGAAGUGGGCACUGGCUCUAGCUGGCCACCUACAAGCACGGUGGCCCAGUUUGAUGAAAGAUAAUACAUGUAUAUCAAUAAACGUUUUCUAUCUUGCAACGAG
This is a messenger RNA of Balaenoptera musculus (blue whale), 2126 nucleotides long. RefSeq names its product mas-related G-protein coupled receptor member F. The transcript is spliced from 3 exons. The coding region runs from base 292 to 1323 and encodes 343 amino acids. NCBI's taxonomy places the organism in Eukaryota, Metazoa, Chordata, Mammalia, Artiodactyla, Balaenopteridae. The record is from RefSeq and is a predicted model, not a curated record. Gene Ontology annotation, molecular function: G protein-coupled receptor activity. Gene Ontology annotation, biological process: G protein-coupled receptor signaling pathway. Gene Ontology annotation, cellular component: membrane.